GUGAAGCUAGAUUUUGACGGUAGGAGUAGUAGUGGGGCAUUGGGUAGGUGGAACGAGAGUCCGUUGGAAUUGGGGCGGGUAAGAUAGGAGACAUACACGGGACACUUACUCCCCACUCUCUCUCUCUCCUCUCUCUAUCCUCUUCAUUUUCUCUCUCUAUAAGAACUCUCAUCGACAUCCGUCAGACUCGCGAACAGCCAAAACGCAGGAGCUUACUCUUUCUCUCACUAGAUUUUCUCUCUCUAGCUCUUUGGUGCUCAGUUCUCAAUUGUAUGGCCGCCAAUUCGAGUAGCCGAGGGAUCGUCAACUUUGGGAAGCGAAUCGCCGAGUACCAGAUCUGGACCCGCGAUCCUUCUCGCCACCGAUCCGCUCUCUCCUCCUCUGCUGCCACCGUCAGGAGAGCUGCUCAUACCUCAGCGUACGACAAGAACCCUGAUGAGCACACCAAUCCGAGUGUGCUACCGGAUGAAGUGAUCCCCCCUACGUCUGACAAGUACUGGGCCCCCGACCCCCAAACUGGGGUUUUUGGGCCUGCCACCAAGCACUCCUCCGACGCAGGUGGUGGGCGUGACUUCCAGGCUGCCGCACCUGCUGAUGCCGGAGGUGAGGGCUCUGUUCUGGAGCAGAAGGCCUGGUUCCGCCCCACCAGUAUUGAGGACUUGGAGAAGCCUCCCAUGCACUAGGGGAUACCUUGGGACAUUGCAGAGCAACUGAUCAAGGAAUACAUAUAUAAAUAAAUAAUAUAGCGUUUGUUAACCUAUUGUAAUAGGUUCCAAUACAUAGACGCUGGUUUCAUGUUCAUAGUAAAGUGGGAAAGUUUAGUGGAAUCUUUUGUAUUCGUCAACAUUGCAGAGCAACUGAACCCAAUUAUGCAUGUAUGGAUUAUGUUCGUGGGAUAUGAUUCCAUGAUAUCUUAUCUUAAUAUGAAAUGCUUGGUUAUGCUCGUGAAA
Molecule: messenger RNA, 950 nt
Organism: Morus notabilis
Lineage: Eukaryota; Viridiplantae; Streptophyta; Magnoliopsida; Rosales; Moraceae
Product: late embryogenesis abundant protein At5g17165
Exons: 2
Coding region: 273-683 (136 amino acids)
Source: RefSeq, a predicted model, not a curated record